AUUAUUUAAUUGUAAUUCCAGGGCUGUUUGAUCCUGAGUGAUGAGUUAAACCAUGCCUCUCUGGUGCUGGGCGCUCGGCUGUCUGGAUCCAUCAUCAGAGUCUUCAAGCACAACAAUAUGGUGAGUCUAGAGAAGCUAUUGACAGACGCCAUCGUCCACGGCCAGCCCAGAACACGCAGGCCCUGGAAGAAGAUCCUCAUACUGGUCGAAGGAAUAUACAGUAUGGAGGGAUCCAUCGUGCGUCUGCCUGAGGUGAUAGCCCUGAAGAAGCGCUACAAGGCCUUUCUCUACCUGGACGAGGCCCACAGCAUCGGGGCACUAGGACCUCGUGGUGGAGGGGUGGUCGACUACUUUGCUCUGGACCCCAAAGAUGUUGACAUCAUGAUGGGAACGUUCACUAAGAGCUUUGGUGCUGCUGGAGGGUAUAUCGGAGGAAAGAAGGUGAGCCGGCUGUCUCCAAAGGCAGAAACCUGAGUUCCAGCUUUUUUCCUUGUGUUCCCAUUCCGAUAAGUGAAUGAAUACUAGACUAGGAAGUAUGGCUAAGCAACGCCAAAAGAUCUGCGAUUAGGAGAAAUGCUCUUGACGGGGUGCCAAGACCUCUGAA
Molecule: messenger RNA, 604 nt
Organism: Oncorhynchus nerka (sockeye salmon)
Lineage: Eukaryota; Metazoa; Chordata; Actinopteri; Salmoniformes; Salmonidae
Product: serine palmitoyltransferase 2-like
Exons: 3
Coding region: 118-474 (118 amino acids)
Biological process (GO): sphingosine biosynthetic process; ceramide biosynthetic process
Cellular component (GO): serine palmitoyltransferase complex
Molecular function (GO): serine C-palmitoyltransferase activity; pyridoxal phosphate binding
Source: RefSeq, a predicted model, not a curated record